AUGGCUGCUUUGUACAACACAAAGCCCGUUUUCCUGCUCCUCAUCCCGCUCCUAAUGCUGCAUCGCAGUUCAGACACAUCUUUCAAUUUCCCCAAUUUUUCAGGGCCAUACGCUAACACCCUUUUAAGCUUCCAAGGCGAUGCCUUUGCAUCAACGGGUGUAAUAGAACUAACAGAAGUCCUGAAUAACGGCACAAUCGUGCUCCACAGUGCUGGCAGAGCCACCUAUGCUCUACCGGUGCGUCUUUGGGAUGCAGAAACAGGUAAGACGGCAAGCUUCACCACUACCUUCAGUUUUAAGAUACUGAACGCUCCAACUUUAGAUUUUGGCGAGGGGAUCUCUUUCUUCAUUGCACCGUUCCGCUCUGACAUGCCCCGUGAUGCAGUUGGUGGAUACCUCGGACUUUUCAGUCCCCACACCGCUCUAAAAAACACCAGCCGAAACCAUAUAGUUGCCAUUGAAUUUGACAUGCACCGAGAUGAAUGGGACCCUCCUUUUCCCCACAUAGGCAUUGAUAUUAACUCCAUUUCUUCUGUAACAACAGUGGCCUGGUAAAAUAAACAGCUUGGGGUUGCAACAGUAUCUGCUACCGUUGCCUAUGAUCCUGUGGCACAAAAUUUAAGCGCGGUCGUAAGUAACGACGGACCUAGUAUUGGGCACGUGAUUGAUUUGACGACCGUUCUGCCUGAAUGGGUCAGCGUUGGGUUCUCCGGUGCCACGGGACAGCUGAUUGAGCUGCACAAGAUUCUAUCUUGGACUUUCAGCUCUAGCUUCAAUUAG
Vigna umbellata (rice bean) is the source of this 780-nucleotide messenger RNA. The record is from RefSeq and is a predicted model, not a curated record. NCBI's taxonomy places the organism in Eukaryota, Viridiplantae, Streptophyta, Magnoliopsida, Fabales, Fabaceae.